AUGAGAAAAGUUUCGCAAAACAAGCGCUCAUUGAAUGCAAAGAAACGAAACGAUGACAAUAAGAGUGGUGUCGAAGUGGACGCCGAAGAUGUGACGAAUGACGGAUCUGUUGACCACAAACUGACAGUCAGUAUUCGCCAACGAUAUCACCAAAAGACGGUCAGAAAGGUGUCCAGAGAUGACCACUCGGACAGUGAUUUGUCACCAAAACGGUUACGGAAGCAGAAGUUUGGCCAACAAUUGUAUGCCAAAGACUGCCAUCGAUUGAGUCAUAAUAAUGACAAUCACUUGGAUUCGCGUCAAACUCAAGGCAUUGUCUGUAAUAUCUGUGACCAAACGUUUGAUACGAAAGAACAAUUAAAAACACAUAUCGUAAGCUUUGCUCAUCACCAAACGGAUCCAUUGAUGCCAUUUCCUGAGUUAGUCGAGUCGGACAUUCCUCUGGAGGGACGUAUCAAAUGCGGGAAAUGCCGUUUCCGGACACAUUCGGAGGCACUUAUGAUACUUCACUCAAUCAAUCACAACGCGGACACUAGUAAGCCAUCAAAUGCUGGUCAAAGCCUAAGACUCAAGUGUCCGACUUGUGACCAAUCGUUCACUAAAGCGUUGCUUCGGAAACACGUUUACAUCCAUACGUCUGAAAAGCCGUUUAAAUGCAAUGAAUGUCUCCAAGAGUUUACCACAUCAUCGCUAUUAGGCGUACAUCUGUUGAAACAUAACCUGAGGUCGGAUUUGUUGAUAAUAUGUGAGACCUGUUGCGCCACUUUUAAGUCGAGAAAGGGUUUACAAAAACACUAUUUGAUUCACGAAACGGAUCGCAAGAAAAGCCAUUUCUGCGACGUCUGUGGCGACGGCUUCUUCGACAAGGAGUCACUCAAAUCGCACACAAUUCGCAAACAUUUGCCCAAAACUGAGAGAAAGUUUAAAUGCGAUUUCGACGGCUGUCGGUAUAGUUGUCUGUAUCAGCACCAGAUGUUAGAGCACCAGAAGGUCCACAGCGACGACAAGCCAUGGGUUUGCGAUCAAUGCGAUUAUACGGCGAAAUCCAAGUGGACUUUCAGAAAGCAUUACCGAAAGCACACCAAAGAGAAGCCCUUUCUGUGCACUGAAUGCGAUUACGCGUCGAGUCUGUCGUCAAACCUGACCCGACAUCUUCGUAUACACACCGGUUCCAAACCAUUCAAGUGUCCCUAUUGUGCCUAUCAGUGCAAUAAUCACGAAAACCUUCGCAAACACGUACUCAACACCCGAAAGCAUAAGGGCUUAUAUCUGUAUAAGUGUCCGCACUGUCAGUUCGCCACUAAUGUCUUCACAGAACUCCGCCAACACAUGGAACAGAACCACAACGACAUCUAUACCAUCGAACAGAUCGAUCAAAUGAUUUCUUCCAUAUAUCAUAAGCACGAAGACGUCACCAAAGUUGUUCCCAAUCCUGACUCCAGUUCACAACAAAGCAGUGCUCGGAAGACACCCAAUAAGAAGCGAAGAAAACCUAAAGUCAAUUCAGUUAACAAACAAACAGAAUCUUGUGAUGAAAUCACUCAAAACGAGACACAGAAUGUUUUAGAAGACAAUAGAACUAUAAAUGCAUUAAUUGUUGGCAAAAACAAUAUGCAAAACACAUCAGAGAUUGUAAUUAUCGAUUCCAAUGUAUUGGAAGCGCAAGAAGUCUGUGUCAGCGGACAAAACAAUACACACAUUUUCAUUACUAUUUAA
Medioppia subpectinata is the source of this 1716-nucleotide messenger RNA. The record is from the annotation of a GenBank genome assembly. Lineage: Eukaryota; Metazoa; Arthropoda; Arachnida; Sarcoptiformes; Oppiidae.